GUCAGCGCUGGCGUCUUCAGCGGGCGCGCGCAGUGACGGCCAUAUUUGAGCGGAUCGGGAUCGCAGCGCAGUGGCCCGCGCGUUAUAUCGCUCGCGUCAGCUGAUCACACGCGCGUUUACCGGACACACACGACGCGGAGAUGCCUCGCGGAACACGCGUCUAGUUCGACCGCAUGACGUCCUUCGGCCCCGCGAUGGAGUCCUCGCGCGAAAUGGAGGUGCAGAGCGUCAGCAGCGAGGUGAAUGGGCAUCAGAUGAUGGAUGAGCCGAUGGAGGAGGACUCCUACACACACUGUGACGAGGGCGCGUAUCAAGAGAUCCACAUCACUCAUCAUGUGAAGGAGGGCUGUGAGAAGGCCGAGCCCAGCCAGUUUGAGCUGCUCAAGGUUUUGGGACAAGGCUCCUUUGGGAAGGUGUUUUUGGUGCGGAAGUUGAUGGGUCCAGAUGCCGGUCAGCUUUAUGCAAUGAAGGUGCUCAAAAAGGCAUCUUUAAAAGUGAGGGACAGAGUUCGCACUAAGAUGGAGAGAGAUAUUCUGGUGGAGGUCAAUCAUCCUUUCAUUGUGAAGUUGCACUAUGCCUUUCAGACAGAAGGGAAACUCUAUUUAAUUUUGGAUUUUCUCAGGGGUGGGGAUGUAUUUACUCGUUUAUCCAAAGAGGUUAUGUUUACAGAGGAGGAUGUGAAAUUCUACCUUGCAGAGCUGGCCCUUGCAUUGGAUCAUCUACACAACCUAGGCAUUGUUUACAGAGACCUGAAGCCUGAAAACAUUUUGCUUGAUGAAGCUGGACAUAUCAAGUUAACAGACUUUGGGCUCAGUAAAGAAUCGGUAGAUCAGGACAAAAAAGCAUACUCGUUCUGUGGCACUGUGGAGUAUAUGGCCCCUGAGGUGGUCAACAGAAGAGGUCACACGCAGAGCGCUGACUGGUGGUCUCUCGGCGUCUUAAUGUUUGAAAUGCUGACCGGCACGUUACCGUUCCAAGGAAAAGACAGGAACGAGACUAUGAACAUGAUUCUUAAAGCAAAGCUGGGAAUGCCACAGUUUCUAAGUCUGGAAGCACAAAGUCUUUUACGAAUGCUGUUCAAAAGAAAUCCGUCAAACCGUUUAGGAGCGGGUCCUGACGGAGUGGAGGAGAUCAAGCGGCACACGUUCUUCUCCACCAUCGACUGGAAUAAACUGUACCGAAGAGAACUUCAGCCUCCAUUCAAACCCGCUGCAGGGAGACCAGACGACACCUUCUGCUUCGACCCAGAAUUCACAGCCAAAACUCCCAAAGAUUCUCCAGGUAUCCCCCCCAGUGCAAACGCUCACCAGCUCUUCAAAGGCUUCAGUUUCGUAGCUCCAGUCUCUCUGGAGGAAAGCAAAAGUGCCCCGCUAGUCAACAUUCUCCCCUUCGUGCAGAUGCACGGAGGCUCGGCUCAGUUUGCAGACGUGUACGAGCUGAAGGAGGACAUCGGCGUGGGUUCCUACUCCAUUUGUAAGCGCUGCAUACACAGGGUCACCGCCAUGGAGUUUGCUGUGAAGAUCAUUGAUAAGAGCAAGCGCGACCCGUCGGAGGAGAUCGAGAUCCUGAUGCGGUACGGACAGCAUCCCAACAUCAUCACGCUGAAGGACGUGUACGACGAGGGCCGCUUCGUGUAUCUGGUGACGGAGCUGAUGAAGGGCGGAGAGCUGCUGGAUAAGAUCCUCAGGCAGAAGUUCUUCUCGGAGCGAGAGGCCAGCGCUGUGCUCUACACCAUCACCAAAACUGUGGACUACCUGCACUGUCAGGGGGUGGUGCACAGGGACCUGAAGCCCAGCAACAUCCUCUACAUGGACGAUUCAGGAAACCCCGACUCCAUCCGCAUCUGUGACUUCGGCUUCGCCAAGCAGCUGCGCGGAGACAACGGUCUGCUGCUGACUCCCUGCUACACGGCUAACUUCGUGGCUCCUGAGGUGCUGAUGAGGCAGGGCUACGACGCCGCCUGUGACAUCUGGAGUCUGGGAGUCCUGCUCUACACCAUGCUGGCGGGGUACACACCCUUCGCCAACGGCCCCAACGACACGCCGGAGGAGAUUCUGCUGCGCAUCGGCAGCGGGAAGUUCUCCCUGAGCGGAGGAAACUGGGACUCAGUGUCCGACUCCUCAAAGGAUCUGCUGUCUCAUAUGCUGCACGUGGACCCUCACCAGCGAUACUCGGCUGAACAGGUACUCAAACACUCGUGGAUCGCCCUCCGCGACCAGAACCCACACUUCCAGCUCACGCGCCACGAGGCGCCUCAUCUGGUCAAGGGAGCGAUGGCCGCCACAUACUCGGCUCUGAACCACAAGACGUGUAAGCCGGUUCUGGAGCCGGUGGCCGCCUCUGGUCUGGCCCAGCGCAGGAACAUGAAGAAGCUGACGUCUACAGACAUGUCCUGAGGAGCUCGGCGCUUCCUCUACACUUCCUGCACUCUUCAGGAGCGCCCCUCUGCUUCUCUCUGGUGGAGGGAAGAACACCAGCUCCAUCUCCAUCCCGCUUCACACACACAUCUCCUGAAGACACCUCCAGCUCACACAGAUUGUGCCGGAAGCCUGUUUGUAGGACCAUGAAGAACAUUUGUGACAAUCAAGCCCUUUUUCCUAUUAAUAUCAGGAUUUGUCUUGACUAAAUUCUCCGGUAUGUGCUACAGCAAAUACAACCUUCUUCUGAAUACUUUACAGGUGAAAUGAUGUCUAGUUGUCCCACUUUAAAGGAUAAGUCCAUUUCCAGAAUACAGAUUCCCUGAUAAUUUACUCACCCCCAUGUCAUCUUUCUUUCUUCAGUUGCAUUUUUAAUUUUUUUAUUUUUUUGAGAAAAAUAUUCCAGGAUUUUCUCCAUAUAUUGGACUUCAGUGGUGGCCAAUGAUUUGAAGGUCCAAAGCGCGAAAUAAGGACCUUAUCUAGUGAAACAAUUGGUCAUUCUCUGAAAUAAUUAAUAUUUAUACACUUAACACACAAAUGCUGUGCUAGCAUUAGCUCUGCGAUGCGUGUCUGUAUUAGCUGAUGUUGGAAAGGUCAAGCGUGACGCAGGCGGAAGCACUGACUCACUGUUUACAGAGCAAACAAACAUGCAAUGAAAGUCAUGCCCUUUACAAAAGAGGAAGGUAAAACUGAUGUCGGAUGAUUUUAGAGUUGGAGGAGAAAAUAAGAUGGAGUUUUUAAAUGAAGAACUAACCACACGUGACUUUUCCAACAGGAUUAUGUGACGUGUGAAAACAUCGCAGAGCAGAGCUAGAGCUAGUCCAGCAUUUGUGGUUAAAACGUAUAUAAAUAUUAAUUUUUUCAGAGAAUGACCAAUCGUUUUGCUAGAUAAGGCACUUAUUCCUCGGCUGCGGUCGUGUAGAGCUCUUCAACCCGUCGAGCACCACUGAAGUCCACUCUAUGCAGAGAAAUCCUGCAGUGUUUCACUAAAAAAACCUUAAUUUCUUUGUGACUGAAGAAAGAAAGACAUGAACGUCUCGGAUGACAUGGGGGUGAGUAAAAGAUCAGGAAAUCUGUGUUCUGGAAGUGGACUUGAGAUGAGAAUUGGAUGAAUGCACCUAAAAUGCGGUGAAUUGUCAACGGUGUUACCGUGCAAAGCAUCUUAACGGUCCUUAAAACAGGCACGAUACGGUUACGACCUGCACAUUUCUCACCGCUCUCCAUCUGUUAGCCACUUCCUGUCCCGUUAGUGUUGCGAUCCACAUGGCAUUACCUCAGAAGCACUCAGUGUUAGCGUCUCCUCGGCUCGGUGUAUAUAGACUCGUUCGUCGUGUGUGUGUGUGGAUCCUUGAGCACAUUUGCACUGAGGCUCGUCUGUUCCCGUCUCGGACCGCUCUUUGCCUUUUGUUGAAUGGGAAGUACAUGAGCAAAGGGUGGAGAAGUAAAUCUAUAUUUAUAAAGUCGAAUGAGGUGGAUGAAUGUAGAUGAGAUUGGAUCCACGAAAUCGCAUCUCUCUGCUCCAGAUGGAGGGAAAAAAAAAUAUUCCAUGAAACUUUUUAAAGACAUUGUGGAAAUUGUAUCAUAUUGUAUUUAUUUCACUUAUUUUUAAAAUUUUAUUUUUCUUUCAGGUGAUGUACAUAUUGACAUUAAAGAACAUUAUUGACAUGA
Cyprinus carpio (common carp) is the source of this 4085-nucleotide messenger RNA. It is a transcript of the gene rps6kal, whose product is annotated as ribosomal protein S6 kinase a, like. Gene Ontology annotation, biological process: protein phosphorylation. Gene Ontology annotation, molecular function: magnesium ion binding; ATP binding; ribosomal protein S6 kinase activity. The record is from RefSeq and is a predicted model, not a curated record. Lineage: Eukaryota; Metazoa; Chordata; Actinopteri; Cypriniformes; Cyprinidae. The coding region runs from base 174 to 2396 and encodes 740 amino acids. The transcript has 22 exons.